Molecule: messenger RNA, 930 nt
Organism: Phanerochaete carnosa HHB-10118-sp
Lineage: Eukaryota; Fungi; Basidiomycota; Agaricomycetes; Polyporales; Phanerochaetaceae
Exons: 1
Coding region: 1-909 (302 amino acids)
Source: RefSeq, a predicted model, not a curated record
AUGUUUAUGAGCCUCAAAGUCCUGAAUUCCCCACCUCAGCUACUGACAACGCCCAUUGCUCUUCCCAAACUUCGCUUGUUGCAAGUGGCCAGCCGCAACAACGCAGACGCAGGGCAAACGGCACUGCCAGUCAGUAAUCUCUCCCUUCCUGUUGGAGUUUCGGUGCACGUCAUGCUCCUCGGUCAUGAUGAACGGGAAAUCUCGGAGUCUGAACUCCUCACUUCAGCACUGGUCUCCACAUUUUCAGCAUCGGUAGCGUUCACUCCUCCGAGGCUGCUGCACACCCUAUAUCUUCAGCGAGCCAAAUUGGAAAGAACAGGAGAGUACAACGUGUUCUUGACUGGCAUGAGCAAACAGUUGUUGCUGCCAGCAGCCAAACCCAUAUCGAUCACCCGCUCACCACCAAUGUUGUCACUCGGUAUCUCCGAAGAGACGCGUGUUGUCGCAAUCAUUUCCGCCCUGUGUCUGCGCCUCCCGCUUGGCGAUCCACAGCAUCUCUUCCUCCACUUUGACUUUAUUUCCGCACCGCCUUAUGGACCCAUCUGGCAGUUCUCAACAUUGUUCGGACAGGCCGGGAACCUUCGCACUUUGUCCGUUCAUGGCCAACUAUGCCAGAAGCUUCUCUGCGAGUUGGCCCCACAAAGGGAAGACGUCAUCCUCUUUCCGAAUCUCAAGGAACUGAAACUAUCCGAGUUCGUGUCUUACGAUCGAUAUCACUGCGUAGCGGAGAUCGCGAAGUGUCUCAAGGAGAGGCAGCAGAUCAGGCCGGAGAGCCGCUUGCAGAGACUCGUACUCAACGACUCUGUAGUCACCGACAGUAUUGCAAAACCCUGGCUUAGGAGCGUCGUGGAGGAGCUGAUCUGUGUUUGUAAAUCGAUCGAUGAAGAUGACCUGAUUCUUGAUAGUUGAGGCCGAGAGUGUUGGAACAAA